Messenger RNA from Scleropages formosus (Asian bonytongue), 1497 nucleotides. RefSeq names its product carbohydrate-binding X8 domain-containing protein-like. The coding region runs from base 101 to 577 and encodes 158 amino acids. The transcript is spliced from 3 exons. The record is from RefSeq and is a predicted model, not a curated record. Lineage: Eukaryota; Metazoa; Chordata; Actinopteri; Osteoglossiformes; Osteoglossidae.
CGCGCACCUCAGAGCUCGGGUCUGCAGCACCUGUUCCUUCUCGAAUUUCUCACUUCUCCUGGACUUGGGCUCCCAGCAGCUCCACACGACUACACCCGGAAUGGAAGACAGAGUGAUUUUCACCAUUGCCAUUGCGAUGGGUUGCUUGAUGUUUGGGGUCUGGGGACAAGCUCCCUCCAAUUCAUCCACCACGAUGACCCCCUCAAGCGGCAACAGUUCAGUGAGCUCCUCCGGUAACACUACGAUGACCCCCUCGAGCGGCAACAGUUCACUGAGCUCCUCCGGUAACACUACGAUGACCCCCUCAAGUGGCAACAGUUCAGCGUCCAACACGACUGCAAGCGGUUCAUCUGGCAACAGUACAGUGACCGUCCCACCCGCGACCAACUCAACUACCAAUGGAACAACCACGGGAAACGGCACGACUGUCACGUUCAGCGCUACAACAGUUUACAGCUCAGCCCCCGGCAUCAAUGCUGGGGGCUCUUUCAGUUUGUUGACGACACUCCCGGGCAUGAGGACACUUAACAGUGGUCUGUUGGUCACACUUGUUGCCGUGAUGCUCAGCUGGCUGUGAGUGGGAUGCUGAGAGCCAGAUGUCUAUUAAUCAUAACCACAAUAACUUUCCCCUUCAUCAUCCUCAUCAUCGUCAUCAUCAUCAUAUUUCCCAUCAUGGGUCACAAGGACAUGAGGAAGCCAUGUUUCUGCACCCCUGAUCUCUUCCAGUCCGGGUUUUUUUUUUUUUCCAUUUGGCUGAAUGUCGCCUUUAUAGAUUUGGGAAAUGAUUCACACGCUGCAUGCUGGUUCUUUAUUCAUGCAGAUAAGCGUAUUACAUGCUUGUGCGUAUUUUUUUCCCUUUACCUAUACAUGUUCUCAUUACACUCAAGUCACUUAAUGACUGACACUCUGACAAUGCUGUAAAAAGAUACAUUCCUUAUAUUGUCUUAAUUAAAAGGUGCAGGGUGCCAUAUUAUAUGUUGUCUACAUUACAUUUUACUAAAGAUACAGUAGAGUGCAGUUAAGCUUUUCAUUUAAUGUUAUAUAUAAUUAAAUAUAUUAAUAUUUAAUACAUAUAUUAACAUAUGCAAUAUACUGGACCAGUACAAAAAGGACAAAUAUGCACAACAUAUAACUGUGAUAAUUAUACUUUGUUAGCUUUUAACUAGCAAGGUGUAUGUGUUAUUUUUUUGUACAGUCUCAAAAUAUGCAGAAUUAUAAAUUGGGAUAGGCAUUGUAUUAAACAUGGUAAAGUUACUUUUUUCACGUGUGGAAUUGACACAGAUAAGUUAGACUUGGGUCCCAUGAAGCUUCAGGUUCUUCAGGAACUGUAACGUGCCUUGGGAUUGUCUGUUCGAUUUCAUGGUGAGAAAAUUUACCGCUGUACUUACAGUGCGAUCCUAGUAAAUUGAAGUUAUGCGGAUGGCAAACUUUUAUUUAUUUAUUAUUUUUACAUUGAAGGGUAACAAUGAAAAUAAAAAAUUUCCUGAUAUGUUGUGU